Molecule: messenger RNA, 642 nt
Organism: Chanos chanos (milkfish)
Lineage: Eukaryota; Metazoa; Chordata; Actinopteri; Gonorynchiformes; Chanidae
Gene: psmc3ip
Product: PSMC3 interacting protein
Exons: 8
Coding region: 1-642 (213 amino acids)
Biological process (GO): meiotic joint molecule formation; meiotic strand invasion involved in reciprocal meiotic recombination; homologous chromosome pairing at meiosis
Cellular component (GO): DNA recombinase auxiliary factor complex; condensed nuclear chromosome
Molecular function (GO): double-stranded DNA binding; recombinase activator activity
Source: RefSeq, a predicted model, not a curated record
AUGAGCAAGAAAGAUGCAGGCAGUGCUGCGAUCAUUUUGGACUACCUGAAUGAAAAGAACCGGCCUUACAGCGCUCAGGAUGUGUUCGGAAACCUGCAGAAGCAACACGGCUUUGGAAAAACGGCAGUGGUCAAAGCCAUGGAACAGCUGGCUCAGGACGGAAAGAUUAAAGAGAAGGUCUACGGCAAACAGAAAAUCUACUUCGCAGACCAGGCACAGUUUGCAGAUGUGAGUGAUGCUGAACUGAAAGAGAUGGACAAUCGUAUCUCUGAGCUUAACACACAAGUACAGGCAGUAUUACAGAACUGCAGACAAUUGGAUACAGAGCUGAAAGAACUCAACAGCUCCUUAACUACACCGGAAAUGAUGUCAGAGAUUGAGGAACUGAAAGCGGAAUGUGCCGGAUACAGAGAGAGACUGCAGAAGAUCAAGACGGCGACAAAUCACGUAACUCCCGAGGAAAAAGAAAAGGUUUAUAAAGAGAGGAAUGUUUACGUGAAAGAAUGGAGAAAGAGGAAGAGACUGGCGUCGGAUAUGAUGGGGGCUAUUUUAGAAGGCUACCCCAAGAGCAAGAAGCAGUUUGUGGAGGAAGUUGGCAUAGAAACAGAUGAGGACUGUAAGGUGACCUUGCCAAGUCUCUGA